Molecule: messenger RNA, 1829 nt
Organism: Branchiostoma floridae (Florida lancelet)
Lineage: Eukaryota; Metazoa; Chordata; Leptocardii; Amphioxiformes; Branchiostomatidae
Exons: 3
Coding region: 127-1326 (399 amino acids)
Source: RefSeq, a predicted model, not a curated record
AGUUUCCAAUGGUGACAACAGUGACUGGCGUCUGGUAAUUGUCUCAUUUCAUGAAUAUUCAUAACCACAAGUGGGAAUUUUUCAGGCGGGUUGGACCGUCGUAUCAGUUCAUAACAACGUACAAGUAUGGCGCCCGCUUGUCCCUGCGUUGUGUGCAAGAAAACCGUACGGCCGAGACAGGAAGCCUUGCAGUGUGAUAACUGUAACAGGUGGCAGCACCGGACUUGUCAGAAAGAGAUCACCAGAGAGUUUUACCGACGGCUGGUGAAUCAGGAGGCAGAGCUAGAGUCCUGGCAGUGUCAGGACUGCAGCCCUACAGCAGAGCCAAGGAAUCCGUCUAAUAGCCAGAAACCGGUCUACCACUGCCCCUUUUGUCCCUACGAGACCCGGCACGGCCCGGCAGUACUCACGAGUCACCUCCGGUCACACCUCGGAAACCAGCACUGCCCUGACUGUGGCGUCUCAGCAGCCAGCAAGCCUGCACUUCACCAACACAUCGCUAGGCGGCAUACCUGUCCAGAUACGACCUACCACGGCGACGAGGAUAACCACCUGGAUGAAGCACCAGACGCCUGUCUUAGUUCAUGCAAACCUUGUCGAUUGGCGGGACGCUACGAUAGACGUGUUUUCGGCCACUGUUGUUUUCUGUGCGACUUUUCUAAUGCCAACCCUCAAAACUUGUACCGCCACGUGAUGACAGCUCACGUACAAAUCGCAAAAUCUCGCGAGAUCAACGAACCGGGACAAACGCAGCAAACACCUACUAGGAACUUUUCAUGGGUAGAUGAUGUCGUAUCACCGGUUAAAGGCAACAGUCCGAAAAGUCGUUCAAGCUACCUGAAGCAGGAGGAAGAAGCCAAGAAUCAGGGUGACAGACAAGGCACACCGUCGGACGAACCACCGAAGACACCACCGACAACGCCUCACACCAUGGAACCCCCACACGCUAGUCCAUCGGCCUUGUCGGUUGAAAAUGAUGGCGUUGACUUCACCCUUCCCCUAAAGAAACGACGGAGGAUUUCGGUAGAAAGUACUGGGGACGAAAACUGCCCUGUCACUGAAUGGCACACCACACCGUGUGAAAAAGACAGCAAAUGGUCAGAGAGACUGUCCCCUGGCUCCGAACCACAGCUGCAGGGACAGAAUGUCACGAAUGGGGUAACAUAUGAUGUAGGUUUCUGUGCAACGUGGGUGCCGCUGCCAUCGUUGUUGGAACAUGUGGAGGUGCCGUUGGACUUGUCCGUACGGAAAGCGCCACCUGCCGACUUGACAGAAAUUGCAAUGCCCGUGAUCACGUCCGUGUUUUCAUGGAAAGACUACCUUUGAAGCGAAAUGUUCCAGUAUUGUACUGAAAGACGUUAUCUUUAUCGAGUGACAGAAGAAGGCUGCUCUUUUGUUUUUGUUUUUGUUAUACGCACAAUUAACACCAGUUCACCUUUAUCCGCGGGGUUACCUAUAUCCGUAAUGUUAUGUUAAAAAUGCGGGGUACUGUAUUCAGAGAUAUCAAGUCGACAGAUGGUGUAAACGAUAUCAUUUCUUUUAAGGAAUAAGAAAUAUUAAAGUAAGUUCUGAUUUUGCACAUUUCUGAGUUAAUUUUAAAACGGCAAGGCGAGGUUACAAGUUCAAAAUACUUGAGUCAUCAAGAUAAAAAAGUGUCUCGAAACUCAAGCUGGUAAUUUAGACUCCGUAUUACAGCAAUAACCUACGCUAUAUAUGAUUAUGAAGUGUAACAUAGAGCUAGAUCCUGUAGUACAUGUACCAGUUAUCGCUCACUUGGAUCAUUGUCGUAUUAUACAAAAGCUGGCGACGAAUAAAGACCAACUUCCUUA